GAGUAAAGCUCCAAAAGCUGCAGCUUGCUCAGUGUGCUUUGGAGAUAACUCUGUCCCCUGCAAACCUUCACCAUGGUCGACGCCUUCUGUGCCACCUGGAAGCUGGUCGAAAGCGAGAACUUCGAUGAGUACAUGAAAGCACUUGGUGUGGGCUUUGCCACCAGGCAGGUGGGUAAUGUGACCAAGCCGACCGUCAUCAUCAGCCAGGAGGGAGACAAGGUGGUGAUCCGCACUCAGAGCACCUUCAAAAACACAGAGAUCACCUUCACACUGGGAGAGGAGUUCGACGAAACCACCGCUGACGACAGGAACUGCAAAUCCACAAUGACUCUGGAGGAUGAUCAUGGUAAAGGCACCAGAUGCUGUUUGCUUGUGCAUUUUUAGUCUUUUUUUGACUUUUAUUUAUGCCUCAAUCGAUAAAAUUCAACAAAGAAAAAGUUUUAGGUAGAAAAUUGUACAGUAUGAUCGUUCAAAUGAGGAAGCUCUUUUACAUACAGCAUAUGGCAAAUCUUAGAUAAUGUCUCUGAAAUUGGUGCUAGUAUGUUUGGGUUCUGAGCAUGAAUCAAAAGAGUAAAUAUAGCAAAUGAAUAUGCAAUAAUAUACAACAAAUAACAAUAUUUUCUGGAGCUCUAAAUAUCACCAAGCACUUUAUGCUUAUUUGUUUAACUGAGUUAAAUAUAUUUAAAGCUAAAAGUGUGUUCUGCAUGAAACCUGUGUUUAACUGAGUUAAAUAUAUUUAAAGCUAAAAGUGUGUGAAACCUGAAAACUACUGUUGUCUCUUUUGUGCAGAAUCUGACCUUUGAAGACAUCCACGCGGUGCGCACCUAUGAGAAGGCAUGAGAGCUCAGACCGACAGCCCCACCAACCGGCCAAUCCGUGUUGAUUUUAUAAUUAUUGAGGACCGUUUGCUCUUUGCACUUCGUUCUCCUCCACAUGCAAAAGAUCUGCAAGCUGCACAUGUUUUUUAAGAUGUUUUUUUUAUAUGAAUACAGUUCUGUGACGACAGAUGGAACGACUUUGCAACUCUGUGUGAAACACAAAAUAAAGAAAUCAAAUGUG
Messenger RNA from Fundulus heteroclitus (mummichog), 1059 nucleotides. Its product is annotated as fatty acid-binding protein, brain-like. Gene Ontology annotation, biological process: fatty acid transport. Bases 73 to 384 code for a protein of 103 amino acids. Gene Ontology annotation, molecular function: fatty acid binding. Gene Ontology annotation, cellular component: cytosol; nucleus. The transcript has 3 exons. The record is from RefSeq and is a predicted model, not a curated record. Lineage: Eukaryota; Metazoa; Chordata; Actinopteri; Cyprinodontiformes; Fundulidae.